Molecule: messenger RNA, 8430 nt
Organism: Phyllotreta striolata
Lineage: Eukaryota; Metazoa; Arthropoda; Insecta; Coleoptera; Chrysomelidae
Source: the annotation of a GenBank genome assembly
CAAAUCACUAUGAACAAUUGUCAAAAUACUCAAAAAAUGUUUUUGUUGCUUUCGCUUAGUAUAUUAAAUAAGUUUUCCUAAAGUGAUUGUUUAUCGGUGUGAAAAAUCAAUCAACCAGCAAUAAUGGAAAUGUCGCUGCUCAAGUCAACAAGUUCAUAAAAUAUUGCUCAGUUCGACAAUAUGCGUCCUCAAAUAAUCAAUUACUCGCUUACAGAAAUAGUGUUAUGUUUCUUAAUAGUCGGAUACGCGGCCGUGGACUUGGUAUCGCAAACGGGAUGUGACAAAUCCCGUAGAAUUUUCCAAACAUCAUGGGGCGUUAUCAGCGACGGGCCCCAGGAGAUGAAUUACACCCAGGAUAGUCAUUGUGAGUGGUUGAUCAAGGCCAACAGCAGCAACAAAUUCAUUACCUUAAAAUUCCGUAGCAUGGGCACAGAGUGCUCAUACGAUUAUGUGUUUGUGUACGAUGGGGAUUCGUUUAAUUCUCCACUAUUAGGCAGCUUUAGCGGAAAGACUGAACCCCAGGAGAUAAUCGCAUCUUCUGGUUAUAUGUUAAUAUUAUUGUAUAGUGAUACGAAUUAUGUGUUAGAUGGAUUUAGGGCUGAAUACUCAAUAACCGACUGUCCUAACAAUUGCUCCGAUCACGGGGUGUGCUACAAUCACAGCUGCGUGUGCGAAACGGACUGGGGCGGAUUCGAUUGUUCAAGGCAGCUAUGUCCCGACAACUGCGGAAGACACCUUGGCCAUGGCCACUGCGAUCAAGGCCAAUGCGUAUGUAGAUCUGGAUAUUCCGGACAAUCCUGCAAUCUCUACGAAUUCGAUUCGUUAGGAAACAAAUGGCACUGGUUAUCACAUUCCGAGGGCGGUUUACAAGCCCGCGCAGCUCAUUCCGCAGUUUACAUAGAAAUGACUGACGCUUUAUAUGUAUUUGGAGGAUAUAAUCUCAAUGUUGUACUCGGUAAUUUAGAAAUAUAUAGCUUUCAAUCUAGCAAUUGGAGGGACGAGCACGGAGCGAUCAUUCCCGAUACGGGCCUGUUGAACCCGAUCGAACCGAGUUCAAUUGGCAGGCUAAUCGAACAAGCGGGACCCGAUUGGGAGCAAAAAUGGGGUCUCAGCAGCCGCACAUCGUUCUUGAGGAACCUUCUGUACGCUGCGACUGAAAAUACGACGCACGCUAGAAGACGACAGAGACAUUCCAGAGUUCCGGACGAGCUGAAGCCUUCUCCGAGGUACGGCCAUUCGGCUUGUGCGGUCUCCCAAGGGUUCGUUCUGUACGGGGGGAAACUCCAGAACGGCAGCUUAGCCAACGAUUUGUGGUAUUAUAACGUACAAACCAGGCAAUGGCAGUUGCGAGCCGUAUUAUCCACUUUAGUAGCCCCCCGCUUAACUAGACAUACCCUAACUUGUGUUAAUAAUGUGAUAUAUUUAUUUGGAGGGAGUACGGAAAGCGGGGAUUUUUCUUCGACUCUGUAUACUAUCCAAUUGUUGCCGGAUUUCGAUGAAUCCUGGCAGGAGAUUAAACCUAGAGGAGGAAAGCAGCUAGAUGUUAGAGUAGUCGCGCAUUCUACUACAUAUCAUUCGCAUACCAAUUCUCUCAUUGUCUACGGUGGUAUAGUUCCUGGAGUAGCCAGGUUUUCCAAGUUAUCCGAUAAGAUGUUCGUCUUUCAAUUGGAUCACCUGCAUUGGACGGAAAUACAUUACACGAGAGAGGCUCUGAGGGAGAAAUUCGUGCCAAGAGAGAGGGCUUUCCAUACGGCCAAUAUUUUUGGAAAUUAUCUCAUCGUUUUCGGAGGCUAUUCUCACAGACAUAACAAGGAAGAAAUUUGCUACGACAAUCAGAUGUAUUUGUACCAUUUGGGCUGUCACACCUGGGUCAAUCCGGAUAUUUUGGGAAAGACGAACGAUUCUAAAUAUCCAAAACAGCAAGGCGUAUUCGCCCACGCCUCCGCCGUCCGCAACGAGAACACCCUCCUCCUAGUCGGCGGCUACCACGGCAACGUCAACGGCGACCUCCUGGCUUACACGGUGCCCCCGAUGGUGGCGGUGAGGAAGGGCGAACUCUACGACCCCGAGACCGCCUGCGUGCGCCACAAGAACUACGGCGAGUGCUCCGCCGAUCCGGAAUGCGGAUGGUGCUCCGCCGACGAACAGUGCUACGGAAGGACCAUCGGAGCGAACUGCACCACCAACCUGCAGACCACCAGGUGCCCGGGCGUUUGCCCCGCUCUUGCCGAUUGCCACUCUUGCCUCAUACACGGACAUCCGUCGCCGGAGUACAUGCCCAUUGUCUCCGCCGCUCACAAAUUAGGUUUAGAAGAAUGCACCUGGUGCGUCCAGAACGCCAGAUGCCAUCACAAAGACGACAAUUACGGCGUUUGCGGCUUGCAGGAGGACAGCCCGAGCCAGAUACCGGGCUGGUGGGGCGUGAAAGGCACGGAAGUCGUGAGUCCCGAUCAAUGCAGGGAGCUGGAUAAGAGGCCCGGUUUGACGUUCGUCAAAUACCACCACCCGGUCAAUUAUUCUCAACCCGAUAACGUCGCCAUAAUUAACGCUACGACGGUGGAUUUCGUUAGCCCGUCGAUAUCGCUGCUCCGCAACGAUAUAUCCACCGGCGAAAUGGUGGCGCGCCUGUUAGGCUUCCUGAGGCUACCGAACACUUGGCAAGAAAUGCUGAACGUCUGCGUUAGCUACUGCUCCGCUACGUUAACGUUAUCCAAUUACCUGGUAGCUAACGUCACUCCGGAGGCCUGCAAAGCCCUAAUGAUGCCCGACAACAUUAGCUUAGAUCGCAUACCGGUCGAUUUUAAAUCGCGGAAAAUCGUCAACAUCCAACCGAUCUACACCCAGCAGAAUAAAAUGGAACUAUCGCAUUACAAAGAUUCCGAGGAUGUUUUUAAAGUUUUCACGUUCGAAUAUCUGGAACCGUACGCGAACGGUACGUGCGAACAAUACAAGAACUGCCUGCAUUGCCUCACCGAUUCGCAAUGCGGCUGGUGCGAGCUGACCGGUACCUGUCAAUCGCGCGCCGAAAACGAGGAGAUCAGCUGUUCGUCGGCCGGCGACUGGAAGUACCUGACGCUGCAGCCGAGCGCCUGUUCGAAUUGCUCCAACUACAUAUCGUGCGAUUCCUGCAUCGAAUCGAGGCUGUGCGAAUGGUGGAUAGACGAGGCGCGGUGCCAGCGAAUCGGGCAAAGGACGACGGCGGCGGUGGCUUUGGAGCAAUGUCCCGUUCCGUGCCACAAGCGGUUGGAUUGCGGGUCGUGUUUGGAGCAAAAAGGUCGAUGUGUUUGGUGUCAGGCCACGCAGCAGUGCUUCAGUUUUUCGGUUUAUACGAGCGAGUACCAGUUCGGUUUGUGCCGCGAGUGGAUGGAUCAGAUUUUUCCGUUGGUGACGAAGCAGGAAAGCGGGAUAAUACCGCUGCCGAAAACGCAGGAGCAAUGCAAGACGUGUUCGAUGAACACGAAUUGUUCGAUUUGCCUGAGGUCCUUGAGCUGCGGUUGGUGCUAUAACGCUUCGAAUCCCAUGGCAGGUAUUUGCGUCCAAGGAGAUUUUAACAAUCCCCACGUCAAUUGCUCGAAGGCUUUGAGUUCGCCCGAGGCCCGUUGGGCCUACGCCCAAUGCCCGGACGUCGACGAAUGCGGAUUGGGAUUGCACGAUUGCCACGAACAAGCCAUUUGCACCAACACCGACGGCUCUUUUAGUUGCCAUUGUAAAAAAGGAUACAUCGGCGACGGUCGGAAGAAUUGCCACAGGACUUGCUACAACGUUUGCGUGCACGGCGUGUGCCAAGGAGAGCCCGACUAUUCGUGUAAAUGCGAUUUAGGUUGGUACGGAGACGCCUGUUCGAAGAACUGCGGUUGCAAUAAUCAUUCGGCGUGUCCGAAAGGCGAGGGAAUUUGCGAGGAAUGCAUGGACAACACUCAAGGGGAAUUUUGCGAAUUUUGCACACCUGGCAGCUACGGGAACGCGACGACCGAACAAGGUUGUCAGAAAUGCGAGUGCAACGGACACGGUAACAAAGAGAAGGGCGAAUGCGACAUGGAAACGGGAAUCUGUUUCUGCGAAGACAACACUCGAGGCGAUCAUUGCGAACGUUGCAAACCUAAAUACUUCGGUAACCCUACAGACGGGAAACAGUGUUAUUUCCAAUGCGACAGAGGAGUUCUUAGGGACCCCAGAGGACAAGGUAUUAGUUCAAAGCAGGCUUAUAUCCCACCUUGGGGCGGAACGCCCACUAGGGAGUGCAUAUGGAUUAUAAGGCCUGACGUUAAACACGGAUUACCGAUUAUCCAGCUACAGAUUAAAUCGUCUCAAUUAAACAUUUCAUGCGGAGAAAACGCUGUGUAUGUCUUCGAUGGACUUCCGGAACUUCUUGAUAUGGGUAGCCAGAGUCCAUUAUCGGCUGUUUUUUGUAGCGAGGAAGCAUCGAAAAUUUCUACUGUAGAAUCACGAACAGGUCAAUUAACGGUCCAUUACAAGCAAGGCCAGCGCGGCGAAAACUUCAACGCCUUCUACAAAGUGAUUUCCUGUGAUAAUUGCGAGCCGCCUAGGGUGUGCAAAAACGGGCAGUGCAUAUGCAGGGAGGGUUUCGUGGGAUUCAACUGCGAGGAGGUCAUUUGCGACGAUAAUUGCAAUUACGUCCUGGGUCAAGGCACUUGCGACAGGAGCUACGGAAGAUGCUUAUGUACCGAAGGAUGGUCGGGAAUCGCUUGCGAAGUGAAAAAAACUAAUACUCAAGUUAUAUUUACCGAAUUGUUCAAUACGGUUAAAUUGUCGGAUUCGUUGGAGCAUUUCCGGAAGACGUUGCCUCGUUUCGGUCAUUCUCUGGUGUCCGAUCGGAGGGGAGCUUUGUGGAUGUUCGGCGGGUACUCUUUAUCUCACGGACCUUUAAACGACGUGCGUUUGUUCGACACCAAGAACCUGACUUGGAUGCAGGUUACGAUCGAAUCCACUCCCGACGCCAAAAUGCCAAUGGGAAGGUAUUUCCACGGGGCCGAUAUUGGACACACGCAGACUAUUUAUGUCUACGGAGGAUUGUCGAAGAAACACAAGAAUUUUAGAAAUCGGACGUUAGACGACUUUUGGCAAUUCGAUAUACAAAAUCAAAGGUGGAGCGAAAUCGAAAAGACCGACGCUUCCCUGUGGCCUCCGGCCGUUUGCGGACACACCCUUACAUAUCACAAGGCGCAAGAGAGUUUGAUACUGAUAGGCGGCGUUUCGCCGCAAACCGGAUUCCUCAACAUGGUUUGGGCUUAUAAAUUGAACAAAGAGAAAGACCACAAGGAACAUUGGAUACCGAUGAAUACGAGAGGACCGGCGCCGUUGGGAAUUUUCGGACAUUCCACCGUGUAUCAUUCGCAGAGCAAUAAUCUGUUCGUGUUCGGAGGUGUUAUCUACGAGAGACAAUUAUCCACUACCUCGAACAAUUUGUACAUGUUUAGCUACGAAAAUAGAACGUGGACGUUAUUAACGAGUUUAGGUUCUUCGAUACAUUGGCCAAGACCAAGAUUUUUCCAUUCGGCUGUUACUACGGAAGAUUAUAUGGUUAUUAUGGGAGGAAAAAUGUACCCGUGGAAUGAUACGGAUACAUUAUACGCUUACUCAUACAAUUGCAACCGUUGGUUGAAUUUAAUGGAACACGAUAUCGAACGAGUCGGCCCGAUUCCUACGCAAACGUACGCUCAGGCGAUGACGGUAGAGCCCGAUGGUGACGCCAUUUACACAAUCGGAGGCUGGGGCAUAGACACCCAAAGCACCGUGCUCAGAAUCGAAUUACCCGUUGAUUUAUGCAACCUGUUCCCUAAAAAAACCACCUGCUUGUACAUGUCGGGUUGUGGAUACUGUGCAAACAAAAUGGGAGACGACAUAAUCGAGGAAGAGUGCCAUUCGACAACGAAAACUUGUUCGUUGGAAACCGUUGAUUACGCUUCUCUUAUCACAAACGACAGUCAAGCUUGCUCCUUGUUCAAUAUAUACGAAACGACGCCCAGCAAUUGUUCAACGAUACAAGAUUGCACGGCUUGCCUGCAGGCCGGCUCGUGCUCUUGGUGCCAAGGAUUCUGUACAAGUAAAACAAACAGUUGCAAUUCGACUCUAACCACUUGUCCUUAUAGUAAAUGCGCCGCCACCGAUUGCGCGCAAUGCCAUCAAAUACCCGGCUGCGAUUGGAAUUUCUCCCGACGACAGUGCGUACCAGUGACUCAAGAGCAAGAAACGAAUUCGGUGGCCAGUUGCCUGCAACCGUGCAUCAACUAUCCGACGUGCACGGCCUGCCUGGAAGCGCCCGACUGCCACUGGUCGACGCAGCUGGACGAAUGCGUGCCGGAGGCGCUGCAGAACGUGUACUGCGCCGGCGGCGUUUGCGGCCUGGUGUUGAGGCCCGACGAGCGGAAGCAUUGCCCGGAACCGUGCAACACGUUCACGCAGUGCUCGCGGUGCCUGAAGUACGCGCCGUGCGGCUGGUGCGCCUCGCCCGGCUUGAGCGGCGAGGGAUUCUGUACGGAGGGAUCGAACGAGCGACCGGUGCUGGGAUCGUGCAAGGAGAUUCACGUGGAGAACAAGGGCUCGGAAUUGGAGGUCGACGAGGAAUCGUACGAUAACGUGACUUUCUCGUGGCAUUACGUGAAGUGCCCGCCGGAGGACGAAUGCAAAAACGGGCACCAUACGUGCGCGAUCGAGUCCGAAAUUUGCGUGGAUUUGGAGGAGGGAUUCGAAUGCAAAUGCGGCCCCGGCUACAAGUUGGGCAUCCACGGAUGCGAACCGGUUUGUACGUUGGGAUGCGUUCGAGGCCAGUGCAUCCAGCCCAACUUGUGCCUCUGCGAUUUCGGCUACGUGGGCGCCAAUUGCAGCAUUCAAUGCCAAUGCAACGGCCACGCGAACUGCGAAGGACCGGAUAAACUGGACAAAUGCUUGGAAUGUUUCAAUAACACAAUGGGAGCGCAAUGUGAAAAAUGUAAACCGUUGUUCGUCGGCGAUCCAGCCGACGGCGGAGCUUGCGUGUCCUGCUUCGAAUAUUGCCACGGUCACAGUUCAUUUUGCGUCGAUAACACCACAGACAUCGACGCUAACGAUUAUAUCGAUCUGGAAUUCUUGAACAAAACGUUGAAAGAAGGCCCCAAAACCAACGCCAAGUGUUUGAGAUGCGGUAAUUUGACAUCUGGCAUUAGAUGCGACGACUGCAUCAAAGGUAAUUUCCGGGGUACCGAGGACCACAGGGACCCGUGUCGCCCGUGCGACUGCCACGGUCACGGCGACACCUGCGAUCCGAUACACGGCGACAAAUGCAAUUGCCAGAACAACACCGAAAGCGACACGUGUCGCGGCGUAUCGGACAAGAACUCGGCGCAUCCCUGCUGGAUGGUGCAGUGCUCGAAAUGCAAGGACACUUACCUGGGAACGCCGACAUCCGGCCAUCAGUGCUACAAGCAAAUGCACGUCGAUAGCAAAAUGUGCUUCGACGCGAAGACCCUAGAUGAAUGCAAGAUGAAACCGAAUCCUCUACAUCCCGGCGAAGUCGUGUUCUUCGUCAUCCAGCCGCGAUUUAUGAACGUUGACAUUCGAAUAAUAAUCGACGUAACCCAAGGAAAAUUGAACGUUUACAUGAGCACUCACGACGAUACCUACGUUGCCCAUCGUAACGGUACCAACGGCUUUAUCAAUAUCAACGUUGAUAACACUUACGGCCAUUGGGGCAACGGUACGGUACGAUACAAAGAUAUUUACUUGGAAAGAGAAGCUUUGGGUCUUCGUACGUACAUUACUAUAACUCAACCAAAGACUAUAUUGUUGGUGAAGCACUUACAGGACAGGCUUGUCAUAACGUUACCCGAGGAAUACCACAGCCUCGAAACCACGCGAUUUUUCCUGGUCCUUCAAGCGCUCGAGCCGACCGAUUCGGACAAGAAGGUGGCCUACGGCAUCGUGUUCUCGCGCCAGGACCAGCUCCACAUCGAUCUGUUCGUCUUCUUCUCGGUGUUCUUCUCCUGUUUCUUCCUGUUCCUGGCGGCGUGCGUGGUCGGCUGGAAGGCCAAGCAGGCGGCCGACGUGCGACGGGCCAGGCGGCGGCACGUCGUCGAGAUGCUGCACAUGGCGAAGCGGCCUUUCGCCACCGUUACGUUGAAUCUCGGCGCCAGGACGAAGCCGAAGAAGUCGGCGCACUACGAUUUGCGACCCGUGGCCGUUGAACCGACGGGUGAUGGUGUGGCCGCCGUUGCCACCGUUUUUGUUAGUUUACCAGGAGGGCAGAGUGCAUCGGUGAAGCUGGCGCUGGCGUCUUCAUUGAUCCUGCUCGCCAGGCAAUUUCCGACGAGCGGAAGGAUAUUCAUGAGGAGGCGAUCGAUACACGCGGCCCCUCCGACCUAAGCUCUAUCCUUAUUAUUUUUUUAUUUUUUAUUUUUAUUUUAUAUAUUUUAAGUUUGUUAUUAUUUAUGAAAA